AUGGAGCGUUUCGAGAUGCGGCCUCCGCCACCCGGCGUGCAGGCAGAUGCACCUGCGCUUUCGCGCACUUUUGUUACACACACAGAGCAGGACGACUUCCUGGCCCGCACAGAUAAUGUCCUCGUAUUUGCUCGAAACUGUAAGCAUGCUAUUGCAUUUUUGGCUUGGCUGCAUAGACGCAUUGAAGAUGCACCAUCUACUAUUAUCAACUGUUAGUGGAAAAAAUCAAAGUUAUCUGCUGUGGGUACAAAUCUAAUAAAAUUAUCCAUGUAUUAUUUAGUUAGCACCAGUUCAAGGCAACCAGAAAAGAUUUUCUAUAAUAAAUUUGCAACUAGGGAACAAUAAAUCUCUCCCUUAUGGCAUGAGCUUAGAUAUGCCAGAAUAACAGCAUCAAAAGCAGGACAUUGUAAGGCAAUGCAUGGUUCUUUGACUGAAGCUAUAAUGGGAUCCUUAAAAUCAAAAGAUACAGAAGCAAUGAAAAGAGGACAAUUAUUAGAAAAUGCUGUUAUUAAGGAAGUAGAAAAUAUAAUGAAAAUAAAGAUUAAUUCAAGUGGAUUGCAUUUGAAUCCCUCAUAUCCUAUCAUAGGAGCAUCACCAGAUGGGGAAAAUGAAAUAUAUACGAUUGAAAUUAAAUGCCCUUCAUCUGGAUAAGCCUUGACAUUAGACUUAGAAAAUAAUUCAGACAUAUCUGCAAAAUAUCAAAAAAUAGUCAUUAUUGAUGUAGAAUAUAACAAGGAGUAUUGUGAAUACCUAUUUGAUAAAUGUACAGCUUUUUAGUGUUAAGCUAUUUUUCCUCUUUUGUUUAAAGAUAAAAAGGAAUAAAAGUAUAUUUAAAGUUA
Messenger RNA from Zerene cesonia (dogface butterfly), 839 nucleotides. RefSeq lists its product as uncharacterized. The transcript has 3 exons. NCBI's taxonomy places the organism in Eukaryota, Metazoa, Arthropoda, Insecta, Lepidoptera, Pieridae. The record is from RefSeq and is a predicted model, not a curated record.